AUGGGCGUCCCUCCAACCCUGGCUGCGGCCGCAGCGCUGGGUAGCGACAGCAUGCCGCUACUCGAGGCCAUCUCGGGUAUCUUUGGCAGCGUCAGCAUGGCCUCAUGGAUUUUUCUCAUGCUGCCGCAAAUGUUUGCCAACUACAAGGCCAAGAGCGCCGACGGCCUGAGCAUGGCCUUUCUGGUUGUCUGGAUGCUCGGCGACGUCACCAACCUUUUCGGCGCCUUCUUCACCCACCUCGCCCCGACCGCCAUCGCACUCGCGUGCUACUUUUGCGUCGCCGACUGCGUCCUCCUCGCCCAGUGCCUCUACUACAACAGCCUCAACCGUCGCAAGGACGCCCGCGCCGCGGCCCGCGCCCAGGCGGCGGCGGCGGACGAGGAGUCGCCGCUGCUCAGUCGCCGCAGCCAGUCGCCCGGCCGGCGUCGCGCCAGCCACUCGUCGCAGACCAAGACGCCCAUCGGCGACGACGUCCUCGACACGGCGCCCUGGAAGAAGAACCUGCUCAGCCUGGUCGUCGUCUACGUUGUUGGCUUCGUGGGCUGGUACACCUCCUACAAGGCCGGCGCGUGGAAGUCGGAUCCGGCGCCGCCUUCGGACCCCAACGAGGAGAGGACAACGCUGGAGAUUGUCGGCUUGGCUCUGGGCUACGCUAGUGCCUUUUUCUAUCUUGCCGCCCGUCUACCUCAGAUUAUGAAAAACUACCGCGAAAAGUCGUGCGAGGGCCUUUCGCUGCUCUUCUUCCUCCUUUCGCUCACCGGAAACGCCACCUACGGCAUUAGCCUGGUCACCUACUCGCAAGACAAAAAGUACCUGCUCAACGCCGUGCCCUGGCUGCUGGGCUCCCUCGGCACCAUCUUCGAGGACUCCGUCAUCUUUGUCCAGUUUCACAUUUACGCCAACAAGGCGCGCGGCGCGAACUCUUCGGUAUAA
Molecule: messenger RNA, 933 nt
Organism: Akanthomyces muscarius
Lineage: Eukaryota; Fungi; Ascomycota; Sordariomycetes; Hypocreales; Cordycipitaceae
Exons: 5
Coding region: 1-933 (310 amino acids)
Biological process (GO): basic amino acid transmembrane export from vacuole
Cellular component (GO): fungal-type vacuole membrane
Source: RefSeq, a predicted model, not a curated record